This is a messenger RNA of Gekko japonicus, 4055 nucleotides long. RefSeq names its product G protein-coupled receptor kinase interacting ArfGAP 2 (gene GIT2). The transcript has 21 exons. The coding region runs from base 89 to 2494 and encodes 801 amino acids. Gene Ontology annotation, biological process: regulation of ARF protein signal transduction; brain development. NCBI's taxonomy places the organism in Eukaryota, Metazoa, Chordata, Lepidosauria, Squamata, Gekkonidae. The record is from RefSeq and is a predicted model, not a curated record. Gene Ontology annotation, molecular function: GTPase activator activity; protein binding.
GCUGGCGGGCGCAUGCGCGAGGCGGCGGGUCCGUGCCCGAGGGCGCCGAGAGGGACCCGUUAGCGGCGGUUCCGGCCUCGGCCCGGCCAUGUCCAAGCGGCUGCGGAGCAGCGACGUCUGCGCGGACUGCAGCGCUCCGGACCCGUGCUGGGCGUCCAUAAACAGGGGGGUCUUGAUCUGCGAUGAGUGCUGCAGCGUCCACCGGAGCCUGGGCCGCCACAUCUCCCAAGUCAAGCACCUCAAGCACACGCCGUGGCCCCCGACGCUGCUGCAGAUGGUGGAGACCUUGUACAACAAUGGCGCGAACUCCAUCUGGGAGCACUCGUUGCUGGACCCUGCGUCAGUCAUGAGCGGAAGGCGCAAAGCAAACCCCCAGGACAAAGUGCACCCAAACAAAGCAGAGUUCAUCCGAGCAAAAUACCAGAUGUUGGCCUUCGUUCAUCGCUUGCCGUGUCGGGACGAUGACAGCGUCACCUCCAAAGACCUUAGCAAGCAACUGCAUUCCAGCGUCAGGACCGGGAACCUGGAGACGUGCCUGCGGCUGCUCUCUCUGGGAGCCCAGGCCAACUUUUUCCACCCGGAGAAAGGAAACACCCCGCUUCACGUGGCUGCCAAAACCGGUCAGAUUUUACAAGCUGAAUUGCUGGCCGUGUACGGGGCUGAUCCUGGCACGCAGGACUCCAGUGGGAAGACUCCAGUCGACUAUGCAAAGCAAGGCGGGUAUCACGAACUGGCAGAACGCCUGGUGGAAAUCCAGUAUGAGCUGACUGACAGGCUGGCCUUCUAUCUUUGUGGCCGAAGACCUGAUCACAAAAGUGGGCAGCAUUUCAUUAUACCUCAGAUGGCAGACAGCAGUUUAGAUCUGUCUGAACUCGCCAAGGCAGCCAAGAAGAAGCUUCAGUCGCUGAGCAACCACUUGUUCGAGGAGCUAGCCAUGGAUGUCUACGACGAGGUGGACAGGCGGGAGACAGAUGGAGUCUGGCUGGCUACUCAGAACCACAGCACACUGGUAACAGAGACGACAGUGGUCCCUUUUCUUCCUGUGAAUCCAGAGUAUUCCUCAACAAGGAACCAGGGGAGGCAGAAGCUGGCCCGCUUCAACGCCCACGAGUUCGCAACGCUCGUCAUCGACAUCCUAGGGGAUGCCAAACGGAGGCAGCAGGGGAACCCUGUCCCGAGUUCCAAAGAAAACGUUGAACUCAUCCUGAAGUCGAUCAGCAGCCAGCACAGUACGGAGAGUCAGGAGAACGACCAGCCCGACUAUGACAGCGUCGCCUCCGACGAGGAGGUGGAUCUUGGAACGAACAUGGCCAAGACGGCUCGCCAAAAGAGCCUGGACUCGGACUUGUCCGACGGACCGGUCACGGCACAGGAAUACUUGCAGGUUAAAAACGCCCUGGUGGCUUCGGAGGCGAAAAUCCAGCAGUUACUGAAGGUGAACGUCAACUUGAGCGAUGAGCUGAGGAUCAUGCAGAAGAAGCUUCAGACCCUGCAGAGCGAGAACUCGACCCUCCGAAGGCAGGCCACAACCAGUGCCUACCAGACGCAGUCUGGCUCUGAAUACGUAGACCCCGGCGGCCACUCCUCCUUGAAGCGCCGGCCCUCCGCACGUGGCAGCAGGCCCAUGUCGAUGUACGAGACGGGAUCAGGCCAGAAGCCCUACCUGCCCCUGGCCGAGGUCUCGUACCCCGAAGAGCACAUUGCAUCGCGGCUGCACCCUUUCCCUCCCCAUAUUGGGAGGAGUGGGUUGGUGACCACCAGCUCUUCAUCCAUGCCCUCCUUCCCCUCCAUGCUUUCCUGGUCGAGAGACGAAAGCACACAAAGGGCCUCCAAACUGGAAAAGCAGAGCAGUGUGCCCGAGGGAGACUACGACAACACCGUCCCCGGGCUGGAUCUGGAUGAGACGGGGUCCUCCCGGAAGGUCCGGCAGCGCAGCGCCCUCUGGCAGGGGGAGGGGCCCGUCCCCGAGGGCAAGGACUCCGACGCCGGCCUCAGCCUGCCAAGCACCGAGGACGUCAUCCGGAAGACAGAGCAGAUCACCAAGAACAUCCAGGAGCUUCUCCGGGCAGCACAGGAGAACAAGCACGACAGGCUGUUAGGCCGUGCCAGCGUGCCCAAGCUCAGGCACAGCCUGGGCUGUUUUGGUGCCCUGGUUCCGUGGGCCGAGCGAGCUUCCCUGCAGCCUCUGACCCUCCGGCAGCCCGACCCCAUCUCCUGUUACAUACCCUGCUCGGAAAGAAUCCACGUGGCAGUGACGGAGAUGGCCGACCUCUUUGCGAAAAAACCCAAAUCGGAGCUGGUGCGGCCCUCCCUGCGCCUGCUGACCGCCAGUGCCUACCGCCUGCAUUCUGAGUGCAAGAAGACGCUGCCGCCAGAGUCCUGCCCGACGGCCGACAUCCAGCUGGUCACCCAGCAGGUGAUCCAGUGCGCCUACGACAUUGCCAAGGCCGCCAAGCAGCUGGUCACCAUCACCACCAAGGAGAACAACAACUGAGGCCGCCGGAGGCAGCAGGGCCCACCGAGCCAGGGUGCCUCCACAGGUGGCUUGGGAACCCAGCGCGCUUUCAUAGGGAUACUUCGGGUGGCGCGUUACCAUUUCUAAAGGAACUUCAGUAUUAUUUUUUUGCAUGUUUUCUAAACAGUUAUUUCCCAGGAUUCAUGUAACCCACUGCCUUAUUUUGUGCCUGUAUUGCCAGUGUAGCGAGAGAGUGUGUGUGUGUUUUCCGAGCCCCGUCUUUGCACUGCCAGCUCUUGCAGGCUGCGGUGGGGGAGCAGGGGGAGAGUCGCAUCUGGAACUCUCGGCCCCAGUUCUGAACGCAGGCGCACACGCCAGAGGCUGGACACCCAGAGACUGUCGUGCAGCACCCGGACACCCCUCGAUCACGAAACCGCUCCUCCCACUAGCCUCUGCCCCCACCCCUGUAGUCAGUCUCCUUGGCCUCCCGAGACCACCUUUUAUGCAGGAGAAACCCUGGCUGGUCCUCUUCAAACAUGGGCAGCAGCCAUUUCUCCCAUCUGGCGUGCAGCCAGUAUGCCAGCUGAUUCUUCUGGGAGGCCGAAUUGACUGUAAGUGGACCUUCUGCACUUGGCCGUGGGCCGUGAGAGGUGUCUCUUUCUCUCUGUCCACUGCAAGAAAUCACUUUUGUCCUCCCAUCCCCCCCAAAUCUUGUUCCUUGUGGAGAAGGCAGCUUGCGGGAGAAACAGUCCAGCUGCGUGGCUGUGUGAAUGCCUGGAGGAAUCUUUAGUAGCCAACGGGGCUGCCCGCCCGCCCGCCUACCUGACUGCACACCUGUGAAUCGCCCAGGCCCGAAAGGACGUGGGCCCUCAGGCCUUUGAUAGUUCUCCAGGAUGUGCCCUGGUGGUGCUUCUGUGCAUGACGCAUCCUGGAAAACACAGGGCCCACGAUGUGGGUGCCGGCAAACAUCAACCCUCAACAGGAAUUUUUGUGUGUGCGCCAGUGGGGGAGGCUGAGGCUCCCUUGGAAAGCUCUGGUGUGGCUGCCGGCGGAAAGGGCUACAGGAGAUGCUUGGAGAACCUCUCCAAGGUCAGUGGAUGGGUUGCCUGUAGAGGAUGUUCAGAUGAUGGGUAUAAAAGUGAAGGGCCCUCUGGAAUGGCGGAAGGAGCAAGUGGGUUCCUUGGUCCCACUUAAAUCAAGGCUUGUGAGUCCUCUGCCUUGCCGGUGCGGUCUGUGGGUCUUAAACCCGGCUGGGGAUAGAGGCCGAAGUCUGCCAUGCCUCCACCCUUCUCCGCGGUGAAGCUCUUGACACUGAGCUGUGCCUAAGGCAUCUGUGACACUUCCCGUGGAAUGGAACCUGGCUAGGGUUGGUCAUCCCAGCAGAAAGCCUGCUUUUCCCCUCACGAGCCUCGCAGCAGUCAUUUGGUGCGGGGGGGGGGGGAUUCUGUAUUCCCAGGCAGAAGCUCAGCUGUGUGACUGAAUCGCUGGCCAAGGAAAGACUUUGAUCAGGAUAAACCCAAGACCCGUGAGAUGGGAAAUCCAGGAGGUGUGUGUGCGCGCAAUGCUCUCUCUAAGCUGUGGAGUCUUGUAAGCAAAAAUU